Messenger RNA from Lithohypha guttulata, 7533 nucleotides. RefSeq lists its product as uncharacterized. The transcript has 2 exons. Bases 1 to 7533 code for a protein of 2510 amino acids. Lineage: Eukaryota; Fungi; Ascomycota; Eurotiomycetes; Chaetothyriales; Trichomeriaceae. The record is from RefSeq and is a predicted model, not a curated record.
AUGGCGAAUCCACAUCAAUACUCGUACCGACCAUCUGUGGGUCGCAAUGUGACCAGGAAGUGGGCUGAAGCUCGCCAAGUCGAUUAUGGUGGUGAUGACUGGGGCCAGGACGACGGCUACGAGCCAGAGCCUGUGCAGCAGUCUUUGGCCCAAGGAGGCAGGAGCUUUACCAAUCCUGCCAUUAAUACAGGCUCCCGCCUGUCUUUCGAUCAUGCACCUGAGCAGAGGAACUUCUCAGCCGGCGCAAAUCCUCCCUCCUACGACUUCCCACCUGCCCAGAGUACCUCAGCCGGCCACUUCUAUCCACAGCAACCCUACAAUCAGCACAUGAUGCGCCAGGACCCUCCGGCCCGAACUUCGAUUGACUCAGCCCGGCGUCCUGAUAGCAGGAGCUCGAACCAUAGCUCAAGAUUCCCUCCUCGGAAAUCUAGUCUUGGUCAACAAGACUUCGCCGAGUACAAUCCACCGCAGCCUUAUACUGAUUCUAUGCCCCCUCCCCCUCCCGCACCUGAAUCUACCACGAAGCCUCUGCCCUUCAUCAGACCUGCCGAUAUCUACAAGAGGUUGGACGAAGAACGGGAGAAAGAGAGACGCCCCCAAGAAACAUCACGCCCUAGUAUGGACUCGAUCAGAAGAGGUGCUCGAGAAGACCCACCUCCUUUGCCAAACCAGGCAUUAUCUACGAGAACAAUGCCACCAUUUUCAGACACUACCACCAAGCGUCAGAAUGAGCUGGAGACAGAGAUGCCACCGAAGAUUCCUGCUCAGGCCAAAGCUCCGAACACGAACGUUCUGCGAGCUCCUUCUCGAUCGUUAACCUCAUCAACAUAUGCCGACAGCCCUGACAUCGAUUCAGCUACAGCUGGAGAGCCUCGCAUUCCUUCUAGAGAUAUCACCAACCGCGAUCCGCAGCCGAUAUCGUCAACCCUGCCUCAAAUCAGCCGUGUCUCAACCUUUGACUCUGACUUCUUCCAAUCUGGCAGCCCUUCCGCUCUCCGACAGCACGAUUCUAACCAAGAUCCUACUUUCCAGUCUCUAUCAGAGAACACAAGUAGCAAUAGAUUGCAACAACAACCUUCUCAAGGCUUUUCCUCCACAGCGAACGACGCCUCAAACUCACCUGCAACCACGGAUGCUUCUUUACUGAGAUCCAACACAACAAGCACUUCCCAAAUUAGCCCAAUUAUGGACGACUUCAACAACCAGUAUUUUGAUCGCACUCCAAACAGACCCGCUGCUCCAAUCAGCGACGCCGAGUCCACGACAAUUCCAUACGCAGGAGCGCAAGAGGAUGUCUUCUAUCCUCCCAAGAGGCCAGCUUCUAACAGGACAAACAGUCCAAGUCCUGCAAGAAGGCCCCAGAGUGCAAAAGCUCCUCCUGUGCCUGAGCCACAAUCUGCAGUAGCUUCUGCCGGAGAUGUUCUCGAUAGGGUAGCUGUGAUGGAGGCACAAGUCGCAAGACCAGGUCCAGCCGUGGUUACACAUCCACAACCAUUGGCUUCAAAGACUGAUCAUGCAAAUCCCAUGUUGCCAAAGCAAGACUCUUCUGUCUCUGUGGCAUCUGAUAAGCAACGCACUGCUUCUGAGGAAUGGGAAGACUGGUCGGCUGCCAGAAAAGAAGCUCACGCUCGUCACGGAAUACAGGACAGCAACCCUGCAACCCCUGGUCUACCUUCCUCGGAGAUGUCAUCACCGGACCUUAUGCCCAGCGGGCUGAAUCGGGGAUCUGCUAGAAGCAGCGAGUAUACACAAAAUCCACCCUCCGACAAGGUAGGCCUAUCUUCACAUCGCCCUCAGAUGCUUCGAGAUGAGAGUUUUAGGCCUCAGCUGCCUGGAGGUUGGAUGUCUACAAGCAGUGUGCAGAAGGCCGCACCUGCCCCAUUGGAACCAAGCAAACCGACACAUCCUCGACCACUAUUUGGCACAGCGCAUAGGAACGAUAGUGAAGCUAGUCUCCCGACUGCGAGAGCGCCGCAGGACAAUGACUGGAAAUCACAGUAUACUAGUGGUGUCCAGGCUCAAGCAUUUGCAGCUGUGGCCAACGCUGGCUCUGCCUUAGCUGGCAUAUUCUCCGGCCCUUCCCUGACGUCCACUGCACAUACAGAUUCCGAUGUUAGUAGCAUCAACGAAUCAGAAGGUCCGACAGGAACAUAUCGAGACGCAAAUACGAGAGCUAGAGAUUUCGCUGCCACUCCAGAGCCACAGUCACCACAAUAUGUCAAAGAAUCGGCAACACGCGACUUCGCCAACGCAGACGAUGCGACCCCUAGAGCCUUACAUACAGGCUCUCAAUAUGGCAAGCCAGUACCGAUAUCGACUCAUAUGAUCGAUCGUGCAAUGCCGAAGGCCGAAUCGAUUCGCACCGAAUCUCCCUCGAAGGAUUCGGUUAAUUGGUGGAGCGAAGAUGAGGACGAGCGCACGCCUGCACCUGCACCACUUCGUACGAACAGAUUGAGCACUUUCGAUCCUUCUCGUCAACCAGCCUCUCCAGUCAGAGUCCGCCCAGUUACUGACUCCCAUACUGACACAGACCAGCUGGAGUCGGACAUUGUGAAGAGUCUGACGCCAAAGUCAUCGACUAUACCUGAUACUGCCGAUAAGGAUGUAGCAACAACCUCGUCAGUACACGAUGAUACGCAUCGUGAGCAUGCACGCCCUACCUCGGCACCAUUCGCUGCUGCUGCUCUUGCUAUCUCGCCUAGCAGGGAGUAUGCAACUGUACGUGAUCAGGACAGCUCUCAACCACUUUCUGCUUUUAACGGAAACUCUGUUAAGUAUCAUCAGACAUCCGUGGCUGACUCUACUCAGGAGCCGACACGUCCUCUGUUCGAACCAGAGAAGCAGCACUCGCCAACGAUUGCACAAACAUUGCAGAAUCAGCUCGGAGGUAUCGCUGCUACAGUGGCAAGCAUGAUACCUGGAGUACCAACCACUUCCCGUAACCAUGAACCAGGACAGAAAGAGACCACAGCGAGGGCGGCCACACCUGAUGUCGGAGCCCAUGAACCCUCUCUUCAUGCUAGCACGAGUCCUGCUACGAAGAAUGAUGUUCGUGAGUUUUCUGGUACGAAUAUAGAUCGUGACGCAUAUACGUCAGCACGGGACUCAUACCAGCCUCCUGUUGAUCGCAACAGAACGCCUUCCGAUACUCUGAAAUCUAGUGAUCUUGCUGGAAGCCAAUCAGCCACAUUGCCACGCGAGGAAAGCAGGCUGCCAACUAGAAAAGAUUCGACUGAACGUGCUCCGAUGACGCCACCGAAGGAUCCGCCUAGACCAAUCACUUCGGUAGAUGAGACAACGUCAAGGUCAAGAAGCCCAAGCACAAGAACCUCAACACCACCAUCACCAAUCACGCCUCGAACACCGAAACAGGCAAUGUUACCAACUCAAUACAAUUCGAAUCGACCUUUUCCUGGGGAUAGAGUGCCAGUCACUCAGAUUGCUGGUAUGAGUACGGCUCAGGCUCGCAUACAUGCCUAUAAUGAGAACCGCGACGCAUAUGUGCAGCCCGUCGGACAUCUAGAAAACUGGCUGACGUACAUGAGUAAUUCUGGACAUGCAGACCUCUUUGUAGUUGGACCCACUAGUGCUAGCCCUUAUGCCCCUGAUAGUGCCCAGCGUCACGCCCGAGAGUCUAGUGGCACUCAAGGUGGGACGAGACAAAUGCAAGAAGAUGGGAAAAGGCUACUUGCUUCGGCUAGCAAGUAUGGACAGAAGGCUGGCAUACUCGGAAAGGGAUUGUUUGCAAAGGGCAAGGAAAAGCUUCGUACUGCCAGUGCUGGCCAAAAGGGUCUUCCUACCGAGCAAAGUCGAAAUGUCAGUACAUCCACGAUCAAUCAGAGACCAGUCGCAAUCAAUCAGAGGUCAUCGAUGACCGACCAAAUCCCAGCAAUUGUCGACGAGAAAUCAGCAUCAACCCGCAGCACCGCACCUCAAAUUCCAACUCCAGCGAUGUCCACGCCAAUAGAGGAGAGCACGUUGUCUAAAUAUUUCUCAACCAGCAACAGUGACGAUGUAUCACGAAACUUGGCGCCACUAAACACGACAGCUGGCCACCCUGCUUCGAGAACUGCAAUCAGGCCAGUGUUCUCGCCCGUAUCCGAGGCCAGCACAAACCAGACCGAAACCAACCUCAAACGUACUGUCAGCCCGGUGGGAGAACAACACGAACAGUCACCACAGUCAGCCGACACAGCUAGACCACGAACUUUUCCGACUUCUACAGCACGACAGAUGGAAACACCCACAAGGAAAGACACAAUUAAAUCAGCUGGUGGUGUCAGCGCCAUGGAUACUGACGAUGGGUAUAUAUCUACGGACCUAUAUCAUCCACGAGAUGCUAGAGACCUGAGGAGGGACUCGAGUGUAUCAGACGUUUCAGCUGUCAGUAACGAGCUGGAUCGGACCCAAACCCAAACCGAUAGAGCGGUCACGGCUGGCAUAAGUCCUGACUUGCAGCCUCAAAUCACCCGUGACGAUCCGAAGUACACGCCUUCUCAUGUCCAAGCUCCUGCAUCCGCAAGUCUACCACCAGCCGAUUUACAGCAGAAUCAUCAGCAUUCUGGCCACGCGCCCUCGUACUCUAGUGCAAUGGCUACAGCGCCUAUGCCGCAGCCUCAAUCAGCUAAAGAAGCAGAAGCUCAAGCUGAUAGACAAGAGGAAAGUUCUUUGCCAAGGUAUUCACAAAUCCCUGCUCCACCACCACGAAUACCGCAAGGUGCUCAGAUCGUCCCUAUAGCUCGUAUUAGGCAAGAUCAAGAGCCUCCUCGUGCUGAGACGAGUCGGCCGUUCUCCUUUGCAGGAUCGGAAAGUAUCCUCAAUGCUGGACAUGGCACGAACGGUUCGAUUGACCACGUAACAAGCAACGACGUCCACAGCUCUGGCUCGGCAGAACGUAACCUGCUGGCGCAGAUCUCUGGUCCCCACCAGACUCAAGCUUUACGCGAUCAAUAUGCAGGUAGUCCUCUGCCAAGUGCUCGACGUAACCCGGAAGAAUUCGCUGGCCGAACUCCAGAAGAGUUCGCGAAACUCCGCCAACCACAGCCCCAAGUCCAAACACAACCACAAGAAGAGGGCGGAUAUCGAAUACCCGGUCCAUAUGGACAGGAACUCAGAUCGCCACGACAGAAAACGUCGUCACCAUUGCUAGAACAACUACGUAGGACACCAGUCGAGCAGCAACAACCGGAAGAACGUAAUGGACCUUCGCAUACAUCAGCAAUACCAACCGAGAGCGUCGUCUAUAGGUUCGAUCAUGCUCAACGUCAUUACCCACAGGACAACGAGGCGGAUGCACGUUUGAGGCAGGAAGCUUCAUUCUCGCAACAACAGCAGGCACCGUUUGGCUCGCCAAUUGGGGAGCAACUCGAACGGGUUCACACAAGGAACCGACCAUCUCGAUUGACUUCGUUUUUCCGAAAUCGAUCCAAAUCUCGUUCACGGGCUCAGAAAGACGACAGACGAGCUCAACCAAGUGAAGACAUGCCGAGCACUAGCAGACGACCCAGUUUGCUGAACUUUGGUAGUAGGGGCAGCAUGUCGGGGAGUCGAGAGAAGUCGGCUCAGAGGUUGGAUUCCAGGGAGCCCAUGAUUGAGUCCAAUGCACGACCUGGUCAGGGUGGUCGAAAGAUCAGCAAAGAUCUUUUCAAAAGUACAACCUUUGGCCAGGCACAACAUGAACAGGUGACACCCUCAGAACAGUACGCUCAACCUGAACGAACGUCUGCCGGAAAGAAGAAAAGAUUCUCAGGCUUUUUUGGCAAGCCGUCUGCAAGAGACGAGCAACCACAAAGAGCGUCCACGCUCCCGACUAAUUCUCAGCAGCCACAGUUUCAACAAAGUACUGCUCACGACCGUCAAGACUACCCAGGCCAAUCUGAAGCCGAGACAAUGCACCAUGGUAGUCGACAAGGUCAACGGCCCAAUGACAAUCAACAAGAUCCUCGCAAAUCCUUCCAGGGCAUGGCUCCGCCUAGAGAGGGCUACUAUGGUGGGCAAGCAAACACGUUGCGCCAGCAGGCGCUCUCACCGAGUCACGACCGAAACCACACAGGACUUGAUGAUCCGGAUGCUCCGUUACAAGGUACUUGGCCAUAUCAGUACGGCAAUUUGCAUGAUCGCUAUGAUGGAAGAUCUCGUAACGAGGACUAUCACUCGCCUCAACAGCGACCUGAUUUGCCGCGACUGAACACAGGUGAUCACUCGUAUCAAGGUAAACAACAACCUUUGUCAGCUCCUGCAGGUCCUACGCACGACCAAGUGCCUCAACGAUCCCUGGCGACCACCAGCUAUCCAAACCGGCAGCAGCAGCAGCAGCAAUAUAGCCAUCGCAUCCCUGAACAGGCUCGAGAAGCUUAUCAGCCACCGUCAACACGUGUAAACAAAGACAUCUCUCAUGGUUCGGACACAAUCCAUCGUGCGAGUAGUCCGUCGCAAGCACAUAACCAGUCAUGGGAACGAGGACCACAAAAUGAGCCCAAAUCAUAUUCGAAUGCUCAUCCGCACAAAUUCCAGACCGAUGCGGUGUCUCGGAUCGCGGCCGAAAACCGCGCAGUCCAGCCUCAAAGCAACAUCUCACCACGCGUGAAGCAGUUGCACACUCGCUCGCGCUCACCGAAAAGAGGUCGCACAUCGUCCGAAGAUAUGAAUGCAGAAUUUCAGAAUUUUCCACCACACUCUGCAAGUCCAGUAUUAGGAUUGGGCACGUUCAACUCAAAGAAAGUCUCUCCAAUAGGUGUCACAAGGAGUGAGGCAGAUCAAGAGAAACCAUGGGCAAUUACGCUUCCAGAAGAUGAGCAACAAAAGCAAGGAGUCGAGGAUCCGAGCAGUGCGACAAGUGCGCGAGCACGAGAGAUGAGGCGAGUCAUGCUCGAGCGAACACCACAACAACCGCAACAGACAGCUCCCGCAGAGACAAGACCGCAGACUGUAGCCGACCGUUUCAUGAACCAUGGGCAAAGCAGUCAACAGCCGAAGACGAUUAUUGCAAGCCCGACUGCGAACUCCGACUCAGGCACGAAUGCGAGUAGUGGUGCCGUAUUAGCACCCCGAGCACAAAGUCCGAGUGUGACCAUCAACAAGAAUUCGAGCCUAAGAGGCAGGGGCCCAAUUAACCGCACUAUUACGCCUACCGACUUCGAAAAUUGCCAUCGUGAAGCUGGUCACGAAUCAUCCAUCUACACGAACAAGCGGCCGAGCACGGACGUCAGUGUCGCAAGCCUUUCAAGAGAGCCAUCACGUGGACAGUACGGUCGACACCAGCCCGCACUGGCUCCGCCCUCACUACCGCCACCUGCACCACUCGUAAGCCCGCCUCCAAUGCCGAAAGCCGUCAAGUCUGCAUUACCGACCUCCACGAAUGGUGCUACGACUCAUAAAAUGUCGCCAAGAAAUACUAGGGAUCAUGAUGCGGAAGUGUACGAAUUGUCUGGAAGUAAGCCGGAAGGAUAUGAGUCUGAGGAUGAGCCUAUGAUGAGUGCUACUGCCUAUCCGGGACAGGAGUGGCAGCCUGUUUUUGAUCGAUGGGAAGACUGA